ACUGCGGCUCGAAAGCAGAGCGGACUGACCCGCUUCAGAUCUAAAUCACUGCUAGCGCUCAUUGUGAGAUACAGCAACCACUUCUGUAGGCUUUCUGAAACUGCCUAGACCUUUGCAAAUGCAAGCAAUUAAAUGUGUGGUGGUCGGGGACGGGGCUGUGGGUAAGACCUGUUUGCUGAUCAGCUACACCACCAAUGCCUUCCCCGGAGAGUACAUACCCACUGUCUUUGACAACUACUCUGCCAAUGUGAUGGUCGAUGGGAAACCAGUGAAUCUGGGUCUAUGGGAUACAGCAGGACAGGAAGACUACGACAGACUCCGACCACUGUCCUAUCCACAGACGGAUGUGUUCUUGAUAUGCUUCUCCUUGGUCAGCCCGGCCUCCUUUGAGAACGUCCGAGCUAAGUGGUACCCAGAGGUGAGACACCACUGCCCCAACACCCCCAUCAUCCUGGUGGGCACCAAGCUGGAUCUGAGAGAUGACAAGGACACUAUGGAGAGGCUGAGGGACAAGAAGUUGUCCCCAAUCACCUACCCUCAGGGCCUGGCCAUGGCACGGGAGAUAGGUGCUGUGAAGUACCUGGAGUGCUCGGCCCUGACCCAGCGAGGGUUGAAGACGGUAUUUGACGAGGCCAUCCGUGCUGUGCUGUGCCCCCCACCCGUCAAGAAGAGGGGCAAGAGGUGCACAGUGUUCUGAGGGCUCUUAUUGUUCCAGGAUAAACCUCCAACAUAGUGGCCAUCGUCAUGACGAUACAUCUGGUACACUAAAACAUCACCAUAACAAUCACUACUUCUCUUCGGGACAAGUCCUAACUUGAAACACCACGUAACGGAAAUUUAACUGACGUUUGUGUAAAUAAUCGAUUCAUGUCAAUGGAAUAUUUGAUCUCAAGUUAGGAAUUGGCCCCAAGAGAAAUAAAUACWGGCAUUUUUUUUACAGUAGGAAAACAAUUUGAUCGGGUGUAAAGAUGUGUUGCCAUUUGUUUGUUUUACACAGAGGAAAGCACUCCUCUGUGGACAGUUAAGGUGUCUACUCUCACUCAUACAACCCUGCUCCCUCUCAGUCCUGUUAGCUUGAGUUGAUACAGGACUCAAAACAGUCUGUACUGUGAAUCUGUCGCUCUGGGUUGAAGUUGCCCUUAGGUACAGAUCUAGGAUCAGUGUUCCCACCUCAAGUCCCAAACUUGACCAUUACGGCGAAAAAACACAUGACCUUAGAUCAGUGAUUAGGGGCAAUUUCACCCUACUCUGAAGUGAAUAAUAUGACAAACAGACAAGAAUGACAAACAUGGGAGCUGUACAACCUGGCUACCUGAGGAAUGCCUCUGAUGGAGGUGCUUGUAUUGGUUUAAACGAUCUGUCUUAAUUUUCCAAUUAUUUGAAUCUACUCAUGCAUGUCACUGUAUGUGUGAGAGAGUCAAAUGUCACACAGUGUCACGUUUCUGGUACUAUUACUGUAUUGUAGUGGCUCUUUAAUUCCAAAAGAAAAGGAUAAUACUAACCAGGUUUCCAUCCAACCUUUUUAGUGGAAACACUUUCAUGUGCAAAUAUUGAUAUAUUAACUGUCAUGGAAUACCCGCACUGCAUCUGCAAACUGUUGUCUUGAGCGCACAUGCCCAUACCAGAGUGGGCACAUUUGCUAUUUAACAACAACAAAAAAUGUUUUUGAGUUGAAUGCAAUGGACUUGUAUUCGGAACAUGGGAAUUUAACCGCAAAAGUAAUUUUUAUGUGCCCAACGUCAUCACACAGACUUUUAUCUACAAGUCAAUUUGAUUGAAACAUAUCUCUGGUGGGAAACUGCACAUUUGUUGAAAGUGGAUUUUAGAAUUUGUGCAUAAAAAUCUGCAGCCAAUUGGAUGGAAACCUAACUAGUAACUCACUUUUAAUCUAGAGGUCUCAUAUCGCAAAACAAUGUAAUUAAUUAACGAGUGCGUUUCUGUGGUUGUUGUAGACCUGCAGUAUAACUGUUUCGUCCCCUCUGGUGGUGAGAUACUGGAAUGCAUUCUUCUCUGUCAUCAAAUAAAAUAAAAUUGUAUUUGGCACAUGCUCUGAA
Messenger RNA from Salvelinus sp. IW2-2015, 2054 nucleotides. Its product is annotated as ras-related C3 botulinum toxin substrate 3. Gene Ontology annotation, cellular component: cytoskeleton; neuron projection; cytoplasmic vesicle. Gene Ontology annotation, biological process: cortical cytoskeleton organization; small GTPase-mediated signal transduction; regulation of cell shape. Gene Ontology annotation, molecular function: protein kinase binding; GTPase activity; GTP binding. Lineage: Eukaryota; Metazoa; Chordata; Actinopteri; Salmoniformes; Salmonidae. The record is from RefSeq and is a predicted model, not a curated record.